CACAGAACAUUCAGACAUUUAUACAACUUUCAUAAAAUAAACAAAAAGUCAAAGAAGACAAUAUAAAAAAUGUUUCUGUUAUUUUUGUCUAGAUAAAACCGAUCUCUGCUGCGAUCUACUGAGGAGAGAUUGAGAAGAUGGCAAUGAUGGUGUUUUUGGCAACUCUUCUACCGGCUGUACUGAUGAGAGAAUGUCAGAAUGAAAAUGAUUGUUCUGAUAUUUAUAACCCAGGACAAACCAUCAGUGGGAUUUACUCCAUCUAUCCAGCAGGUGACAUUCAUGCCUGGGUUUACUGUCAGAUGAUCUCAGAUGGGAACGAUGAAGACAAAGGAGGAUGGACGGUGAUUCAGAGGAGAAUGGAUGGCAGUGUGAAUUUCUAUCGGCCGUGGAAUCAGUACAAGAAAGGAUUUGGGAAUGUGGAGAGUGAAUACUGGCUGGGGCUGGAGAACAUGUACCAGCUGACACGCAACAGGAAGUACAUGUUGAGAGUGGAUCUGGAGGACUUUCAAGGAAAUAAAGUUUUCGCUCUGUACUCGUCCUUCUCUGUUGGUCCUGAAGCUGAUGGGUAUGAACUGCGUGUUUCAGGAUUCACUGAUGGAGGAGCUGGCGACUCUUUAUCUUUUCACGAUGGACAGAAGUUCACCACCUUAGACAAAGACCAAGAUGUCCAUAAGGAUAACUGUGCCAAAAUGCGUUUCGGGGCAUUUUGGUACAAAGACUGUGUGCUAGCAAACCUCAACGGUAUGUAUAUAUGGGGUGAAGAUUCCACUUAUAUCGCCAUUGGAGAUAUUUGGCACAGCUGGAAGGGUUAUUAUGUCGGUAUGAAAUCCAUCAGCAUGAAGAUCAAACGUGUGUCAUAGAAACAUCGGCACGUUCCUCAGAAAUAAACAACAAAACAAUCAAAUUAUUGUUUAAGGGUUUCCUCUUCUCUAUUAACUGUGUAACUUUGUAGAUCAUGUAAACUUAUGACUGUUUGUAGUGUCUUUCCUAUGAAGUUGUACUCCAAUAAAGUUUCCUAUAAAGUUGUGCUCUUCACUAUAGAUUGGAAUCAACAAAGUCCACAAACCAAUGUCCAUUUCAUGAUUUGUUAAUUUAUGAAAAAGCAACACUUAUGAUAAAAAUAUGUUCCUGCCACACGUACCUGUCCGAUACAACCUCAAGGUCAGGUUAAUAUCACGUGACGUGAACAGGUGACCUAUGUCUACUCACCACAGAGAACAUCGCCCUCUUGUGGUGGAAUAAUCACCACAUUUUAGCUCCGACACAGUUUAGAAACUGCUCUUUGUUUUGAUUUAGUACAUUUUCGUAUAAUGUGUUACACACUGAUACAUAUAUUAAUCAUUUGGCUGUGAAACAUUUUCUACUUUAACUGAACCAAGAGAGACUUCUCUUCAGACACAUAGACUACACAAAUGUAAGUUUUCUCUUUUUACUGACACAUUUUUGUCUCCUUAGCCUGUCAUUGCAGAUUCACUGUUUGUGUAGAAGAGUGGUUCUCCAAAGUGGUCUCUCUCGCUCUCUCAAAAAAAUAAAUAAAAUAAAAUAAAAGUCCAGGGACUCAACACUCUGCAUAUUUGACAUUUGUAUUUCAUCCUUAAUUAACAAACGUGAUUCGUGAUUCAGAUUCAGACACAAAAUGUGCAGAGCAGUGGUUCCUCAGGACCAGAGUAGAGAACCACUGUUGUAGAGUAAGCUUUAAUAUAACCUUUAAACUUAAGUUCUACAAUGUAUAACUACAUUAUGUUUAAUAAUGCAUUUGUGUAUGUCCAUUUUUUUUAUUUAUUUUAUUUUUUCUCAGGAGGGUGCAUUUUGGUACAUUUGUUAUUUGUAAGAAUAUUUAUCUAAAGUUAGUUUGUAUUUGUUUAUUGCUAUGGCCUGUCUAAGCUAUGAAAUUGUGAGGUGAUUAAAAUAAGCAUGCAAAAAUUAGAAUUGUGAAGUUUUUAUUUAUGUUAGAAUCUGAUCUUAGAAUGGGGUCAAAUCCACUCCCUGUCUUUAAAAGAAUUUGCUAACAUAAUGUAAUGUAUGAUAAUUAUGUUAUUACU
Molecule: messenger RNA, 2042 nt
Organism: Onychostoma macrolepis
Lineage: Eukaryota; Metazoa; Chordata; Actinopteri; Cypriniformes; Cyprinidae
Product: microfibril-associated glycoprotein 4-like
Exons: 5
Coding region: 138-860 (240 amino acids)
Biological process (GO): elastic fiber assembly
Source: RefSeq, a predicted model, not a curated record